AUGGGCUCGACACAAUCGCAGAAGGGAGAUUGGACUCCGUGGACUGUUCUCUCCACAAUCCCCCACCCCAUAGAGGAAAACAGCUCCUCCCCGAUACCCUUUUUUCAUCUCCUCGAACGCCUCAAGACCACCAAGCGUGAAGGAUGGCGCCGCUUCGGCCUUGACCACGCAGAAUCGAUCUCGGAUCACAUGUAUCGCAUGGCAAUUAUUACAAUGCUCGCCCCCCCUUCUCUCUCCUCCAAACUCAAUAUCCCGCAUUGCACAAAAAUGGCGUUGAUCCACGACAUGGCUGAAUCCCUCGUCGGCGACAUCACCCCCGUCGACAAGUCCGUCACAAAAGCCGAGAAAGCACGCCGCGAAGCAGCAACUAUGGAUUACAUCGAACAGACGUUGUUGCGCAACGUGCCCGGCGGCUCGAUUUCGGGGCCUGAGAUUCGUCGCAUUUUCCAAGAAUAUGAGGAUAGCGAGACGCUGGAAUCCAAGUUUGUGCACGAUGUGGACAAGAUUGAGUUAUUGCUGCAGAUGGUCGAGUACGAGCGGGAACAUGGCAAGGAUCUUUCAGAGUUUGCGCAUGUUGCAAAUCGAAUCACGCUGCCAGAGGUGAAGGAGUGGGCUGAUGCGAUUAUGAAGGAGCGCAAGCAUGUAUGGCAGAAUCAGUCAUAA
Talaromyces marneffei is the source of this 663-nucleotide messenger RNA. RefSeq lists its product as uncharacterized. The record is from RefSeq and is a predicted model, not a curated record. Bases 1 to 663 code for a protein of 220 amino acids. Gene Ontology annotation, molecular function: 5'-deoxynucleotidase activity. The transcript has 2 exons. NCBI's taxonomy places the organism in Eukaryota, Fungi, Ascomycota, Eurotiomycetes, Eurotiales, Trichocomaceae. Gene Ontology annotation, cellular component: cytoplasm.